Messenger RNA from Actinia tenebrosa (Australian red waratah sea anemone), 1496 nucleotides. RefSeq names its product retinol dehydrogenase 12. The record is from RefSeq and is a predicted model, not a curated record. NCBI's taxonomy places the organism in Eukaryota, Metazoa, Cnidaria, Anthozoa, Actiniaria, Actiniidae.
UGUCGCAAAACACUAUGUUUGAGAUACCUGUGGAGAAGUAUUGUUUUCUUCUGCGUCUCCUUUUGUUUGACAGAUUUGUAGCAAAUAUUUGCCAUUAAUAUAAAGCAAAUCUUGCUUUACUCUCGCUUUGUUUGUUCUAUCAAGCUUCAUCAUGGUCGCAGUUUUAGAUAUACAGAGUGUUUGGUCGUCUUCUCGUGCUGUUCAAGUUGCUGUGGGAGUAGGUGUAGUGGUGGUAGUUACUGGAGCUCUUGUUAAGAGGUACUUUGGAGGAGGGGUGUGCACUAGCAAGGCUAGACUGGAUGGUAGGACAGUGAUUGUAACAGGUGCAAAUACCGGAAUCGGCAGAGAAACUGCUCUUGACUUGGCUGCAAGAGGAGCUAGAGUCAUUCUGGCCUGUAGAAAUGAAAAAAAGGCUUUAGAUACAGCAAGAGAGAUCAUCAACAAGACAAAGAGCCAUCAAGUCUUGGUCAGAAAGCUAGAUAUGUCAUCCUUUGAAUCAGUCAGAAAAUUUGCUGCUGAAUUCCUCAAGGAGGAAGAGAGGCUGGACAUACUAGUAAACAAUGCUGGUCUGUUUACAGUAAAUUAUGAACUGACGGAAGAUGGAUUUGAGAGCACAAUUCAAGUCAACUACCUAAGCCAGUUCCUUCUGACUCUUUUGUUGCUCAAGAAGUUGAAGUGCAGUUCUCCAAGCCGUGUUGUAAAUGUAUCAUCUGUGGUCCAUACCAAUCUUCCUACUGAUAUGGCAUCUGAUGCCUAUUCAUGGGCAAAGUGUUCUGAAAAAGACUUUGAUGGAGGAAAGAUGUAUGGCUGGUCAAAGUUACAACAGAUUCUUUUUACAAAAGAAUUGACCAAACGGCUUGCUGGAACUAGUGUGACUGUCAAUGCACUUCACCCUGGUAUAGUAAAGACAGAAAUAGGACGAAACAUCUCCAUCUUCCAAAACAUCAUAUUCAGGAUGAUAAUCAAAAUUCCUGUAUUCCUGUUUAUGAAGACACCCAAACAAGGAGCACAGACCACCAUCCAUUGUGCUGUUGAUGAAAGUCUUGAAGGUGUUAGUGGAUUGUAUUUUUCAGAUUGCAAGCCAAUGCAGCCAGGCAAACUAGCAGAAGAUGAAGAACUGGCGRCACGACUUUGGGACGUCAGUGAGGAACUUACAGGAAUUAAAUGRGAGGAAGUCAACACUGCAUAGACACAUGUUUUAACAAUAGUUAUAGCAUUGAACCACAAUGGCAGUAAUUAUCGAGCCAAAUGGUCGAAGCAGCAAGAACUUGAUUAUGACUUUGAUGAAGAUCAUUAAACUUUUAAUUGUCAUGUUUUGAUGUUGUCAAACACCAUCCUCAGAAAGUGAAGCACAAGUAGGAUGCCGUUUGACAAUGUCGAAACAUGUGAAUUAAAAGUUUAAUGAUCUUUAUCAAAGUCAUAAUGGUAGUAAUAUAGUCAUAGUGAUGAUGAUGAUGAUGAUGAUGAUGAUAUUAUUCAUGUAGGGAUCUAAUGAA